AUGUAUUCUUUAAAAAGAAAUACUCCUUUUAAACACGUAUGGUCAUUUUUAAGAUUAUACAGUUCAGGAAGAAGAACACAUUAUGAAGUUCUUAAUCUACACAAGACCUGUACAGACAAGGAAAUAAAGGAUGCAUUUAUACAGAUGAGCAAGGAGUACCAUCCAGACAAAAACAAAAGUUCAAAGGCUCAAGAGAAUUUUGUACGAAUUGUGGAAGCCUAUAAUGUUCUGGGAAAACCAAGUAGUAGGGCACAAUAUGACCAAAUGUCAGAAGUAGAAGGGUAUUCCUAUGUUUAUAAAACUCAUGUACCUUAUAAUCUUAGAAAAAAUCCACAAUAUGGGUACUAUAAUGCAAAUACUAAAUCUACAAAUAAUACAAAUUCAGAUUCAUAUUAUGGAGUAAAAGGAGUGCAUAAGAUACCAAACAUAACACUUGUUAUGAUUUGUUUUGGUGUGGCCAUUAUUGGUGUCAUUUUACAAGUGGUUGUAAUUAGGGAGUCCUAUUUUAUGCACAGAAAAAGAACUCAAGAAAAAUCCAUAAAGCUUGCAGAAGAAUUGGAAAGGGUUAGAGAUGCAGCAAGAGGAAAAACUAGAGAUAUGCAGACACAAGUGUUGUUGGAUAAAAUCGUGACGGCAGCCAAUCCAUCCGUCGCCACAGCUUCCUUGGGACAAGCACUGGCCGAAGAAAAAAAG
Messenger RNA from Brenthis ino (lesser marbled fritillary), 693 nucleotides. The record is from the annotation of a GenBank genome assembly. Lineage: Eukaryota; Metazoa; Arthropoda; Insecta; Lepidoptera; Nymphalidae.